Messenger RNA from Strongyloides ratti, 1905 nucleotides. Its product is annotated as Leucine-rich repeat and Leucine-rich repeat, typical subtype-containing protein. NCBI's taxonomy places the organism in Eukaryota, Metazoa, Nematoda, Chromadorea, Rhabditida, Strongyloididae. The transcript is spliced from 2 exons. The coding region runs from base 1 to 1905 and encodes 634 amino acids. The record is from RefSeq and is a predicted model, not a curated record. Gene Ontology annotation, molecular function: protein binding. Gene Ontology annotation, cellular component: plasma membrane.
AUGAAAAUGAACAUAUUUACAUUUUCUAAACUAACUUUUAUUGUAAUACUUAUAAUUAAAAUAUCAUUAACUUUACAAGGAAAAAAUAAAUGCAAAUAUAUUGAUUAUCAUAUCAAAAAAAUAACAGAAAAAGAUGAAGAAAGAGCUUGUAAAUGCUAUAGUAAUCCAAGAAUAUUUAUGCAUCCAUCAACAGCAGAUAAAAGUUAUGGAUUUUCUGAUUGGAUUGGUUGUACAAGAAAAAGUGUACCUGCAAUUUUUAAAUCAUUAACAUCAAUAAAUGAGACAGUUAAAGCAAAUAUAUAUAUUUACAAUUCUGCGUUAUCAGUACUACCAAGAGGAAUGUUUGAUAAAAUAAGACCUUCAGCAUUGGCUAUUGAAGAUAGUAAUUUAAGUAUGAUAAGACCUAAUUCUAUUAGCGUUAUUGGAUCACAAUUAAAAUCUCUUAUAUUAAGGAGAAAUAUUAUUAAAACAUUUGAAGCUAAUGUAUUUGAAAAUGUUACACAACUUGAAUAUCUUGAUUUAAGUUUUAAUAAAAUAUCUGCCUUGAAAAAAGGAAUGAUUCCAAAUCUUGAAAAAUUAGAAAUUUUUUAUGUGGUAAAGAAUGAUAUUAAUUUUAUAGAAAAUGGAUUUUUUGAAGGAUUUAAAAAUUUAAAAAAAUUAAAUUUAGCAAAAAAUAAAUUAGAAAUUAUAAAUUCAUCAACUUUUAAAGGACUUGAAAAUCUUGAACAUUUAAAUUUAGAGGGUAAUGAAAUUCAAUUCAUUGAAAAAGAUGCCUUUAUUGGAUUAAAAAAACUUCAAUUUUUAAAUCUUGGAAAUAAUAAUAUUUUCCAAUUAUAUUUAUCUAAUUUACCUGAUCUUCAAAAAAUUCAUUUAUUUUAUAAUGCAAUUGACAAUCUAACGGAACUUGUCUUUAAUAAUCUUAAAAAUUUAAAAUAUCUUAAUAUGGAUAAUAAUCCAAUUGCGCGAAUAAAUAAUACUGAUCUUGAAACAUUAAAAGAAUCACCAAAUAUAGAAUUCAUUUCUUUUGCUCACAGUAAAAUUGAAAUUGUUGAGGCAAAAGCUUUUGAGCAUAUCAAAAAUCUCAAAAUUCUUUCUAUGAUGGAUAAUGAAAUUUAUGAAAUUGGAAAUAAAGAAUCAUUUUUGAAACCAUUAACAAAAUUAACGACAUUAAUACUUUCAAGUAACAGAAUUGAAACAAUUGAGCAAAAUGAUUUAAAAGGACUUUCAAAUCUUCAAAUAUUAAAUUUAGAAAAUAAUAUGAUUGUAAAUAUUUCAAGUGGAGCUUUAGAUUCAAUGGAAUCAAUAGAAAAUUUAUAUUUAAAUGGUAAUAGAUUAUACUAUUUACCUGAAAAAUUAUUUAACUCAUUUGACAAAAGUAAGUUAAAAAAUGUUGACUUAUCAGACAAUCCAUGGGAAGCAAUUUGUGGAAAAUCUUGGAUUUCACAUUGGUUAGAGGAUAUUGGUGAUGCAAAUAGACCAACUGGAGAUUUAAAUUCACUUACAACUAAAUGUGGUACUGUAGCUUUCUAUGAAAAUGAUAAUGACCCAAUUUAUAUAACUAUUGUCGCUACAAUUUUAGCGGCACUAUGUUUGAUUAGUCUUUUAACAAUAGCCUACUUCUAUUUCGAGGAUUCAAGGCAUACAUUUAGGUUACAUCAUUCAUUGAAACAAUUUCCAGCUGAAUUAUUAAAAAAGAUAUCAAAUUACACAGCAAACAAUGUCAAGCCUGAAACAGAUAAUCAAAGUCUCAUUAAAACAACAUUAGAAUCUAAGUCUGUUAUCAGACCGCUAAGUACCAUCUACGAAACCGAGUCAUUGUUAGAAGAAUUCAAUGAAGUUAAAACAAGUCAUGAGGGACUUAAUAAUGAUACAAGCAAGAAACGGGUUCGUUUUGACGGUGUUUAA